Molecule: messenger RNA, 768 nt
Organism: Phytophthora sojae
Lineage: Eukaryota; Oomycota; Peronosporomycetes; Peronosporales; Peronosporaceae
Exons: 4
Coding region: 1-768 (255 amino acids)
Source: RefSeq, a predicted model, not a curated record
AUGUCGUUGAACGCCGUAGCGAAUCGGUCACAGACAGCUUCAGGCUUGAUCGGUUUUUUGCUUGUGUACCCCAAGCCACCUCCGCAGCGCCCUUGCAGAUCGACACUCGCCAGUGCUACUGUGCGGGUGAGUGGACAUCAGUUCACGAGCUCGCAGCCUCCUGCUUCAAGACUCAUUCCGCAAUUUGCUUUCGAGCGCCCAUCCACCAACUUGCCCGACAAAGCCGACAUGCGUGCGUACUACGUACUACUAGCUGGCGCAGCCGCAAGCAGCGAAGCUCUCUCGCCGAUGGUGGAGCUCGACAAGGCCGAGAUCGUGGCGGAAGGCGUGCGCUCGACUACUGGUGGCAGACGAUUUCUCCGCGUCAACAGGACGGUGUAUGACGAAGAGGCGGACGGCGCUGAUAACGGCGAAGAGAGAAAGAUAGACUGGGCGCAUAUCGGUGGCCUUGGUCGAACCGAAGUAGAAGCGAUGGAGUGGCUGCGAUCCUGGCUUUCCGAAGGCAUAUCGCCAACACAGGUCGCCAAAACCCUGGGCGUGCACAACUUGCCGCAGGAUGGCGCACAUCAACUGGAAUGCUCUCGUCAAGUUCCAACAAAUGCACUUCCAGAAGAAUACGGGCCGCAGCCACCCCUGAGACGACUGGACUGCUGCUGGUAUCGGCCACAGUGCGCUAAAUGGCAGCCAUUGGGUUUGCGCCGGGUACCUCUUUCAAAUCAAUCUGUCAAAUUAAUGGAGUUGCAGACCACUUCCUGCCGAACAUCAUAG